CAUGUAGCUUCUUUUGGUUAGAGCUAUUCGAUCCUGUAGUUCCUCCAGGUUUGAAACUGAAGAGGAGAAAGGAGCUGGUACAGUAAAGUAGAACACUAGCUUGUGGUACUUGAUUUGUUUUUAUGGAAAGUAAAACGGAAAUAGAAUUCCUUGAGCGAAAUGUAGGACUGUAAGCCUGACUCUCAUUUCCUUAUGAGGUCCAAGUACCCUGAACAUAAUGUGUUGGAAUCCCAUAGAAAAUGAGGAAGAACAAAAACGGCUAUUAUUCCGUCUACAAGAAAGCCAAAAUGAACCACCCACAUAAUGACAAGCCAAGCUAUACGAAGGUAUGGCUGGGGCCACUCACAUGGGUAAGUGAUAGAGUGUCACUAUUUUUGUCUGACUAUGUUUGUCUUGGAGCUUUAUCUGCCCAAAAAUGCCCAAAUGAUUAUUAACCCAACUAAAACCAACUGCUACAAAAGAAGCUGGUUGGUUGGUCUUGGGGAGAGAGAAAGGGUGAAGAGAGUUCACGAGCAGCAAUUGCAAUCUAAAAAUACUAAACUAUGACGAGCUCUUUCAGCAUCCCUCGAGACUUGUUUAACCAUUUCUUUAUCUUUGUACCAAUUUACAGCUCAGAAAUCCACAAGGGGAGCGGAUUUGUGAGCGGUGGGUGGGUUUUCAUCUGCAUAUUGCACUGCAUGCGUCUGAAAGAAAGAGAAAAAAUUGCACUAACAAAGUAACAAUUGUGGAGGGUGGCAGAGAGAUAGGGUUCAGUGGUACUAAUAAUGGCUUCAUCUCCACUUGGGUCUCUGCCUCCGGUGAAUUCCCCUACCUUGAUCUCGCCGCCCCCUUUGGAGGCGGUGGUGGGUAGUUCCAGUCAGCCACCAUUGUCACAGCUACCACCACCUUCCGUUUCUGCACCAGCACCACCAAUUCCAGCUCCUUCCUCCGCGGCUGUGUCACCGCCGGCAACUACACCUGUCGCCCCACCGGCAUUGCCUCUCCCAACUCCGGAAUCUUCUCCGCCAGCACCUCCUACUGCGCCGCCGGUUAGCUCUGAAGCACCACCAUUGCUAGCAUCCCAACCAUCAACGGCGCCGCUACCACAAUCAUUGCCAGCAUCCCAACCAUCACCGCCACCGCCGACACUGCCAGCAUCCCAACCAUCAUCGUCGUCACCACCACCGACGAAUCUUGCUACAACUCCCAGUCCACCAGUGAUCAUUAUAACUCCAGUGACUUCCCCAUUGCCUCCACAGCCUCUACUUCUCUCGCCUCCUCCACCUGUCAUUCCUUCCCUUCCCCUGUCAUCAUCUCCACCUCCUCCUCCAUCUCUGCUGCUGCCGCCAUCGUCACCGGUCUCUCUCCCCCCACUUCAGACUCUUCCAAAACCUUUUUUCCCAUCACCUUCAGUGACAGCGUCUCUGCCGCCUUUACCGAGCCCAGGCGACCAACAUGCAUUCACAGCAGUAGCUCCUCUUCCUUCUGUACCAUGGCCAUCCAGAGGAUCUCCACCGGUUGCUCUGCCAUUAGUGACUAGCGCGAAUCUCACAGCGGCGGGCGCGAGACAGCAACAAGUACUACCAGCAGGGCUCAUCGUUGGGUGUCUGGUGGGUGGAGUUGCCCUCUUUCUGGUUCUUGCCCUUUUGGGUGCUAUCCUAUACAGACGGAGCAAGAAAAGAAACGAAGAACCGAAACUGUCAGGCAUCGGAGGAGCUGAUUUAUCUCCAGCGGCGCAACAUUCACAGCAAAGCACCCCAACUGACGGCAGCCACGUCAUCAAUGUCGGGACUCAAGCAACUCCGCCGCUCACCGGCCCCGCUGCUGCUGCCGUUUCAUGUUCUGCUAAUGUAUCUCUGGCGGAGAAGUACCCUACUAAUGGUUUGACUUAUGAAGACCUAGCAGUGGCUACUGAUGGUUUCUCAGAGGAAAAUCUCGUCGGAGAAGGCGGGUUUGGGUACGUUCAUAAAGGGAUUCUUUCCAACGGGAAAGAAGUCGCGGUGAAGCAGCUGAGAGAAGGAAGGAAGCAAGGGGAGAAGGAGUUUCAGGCAGAGGUUGAAAUCAUCAGCAGGAUACAUCACAAGCACCUUGUUUCCUUGCUUGGGUAUUGUAUUCAUGGGGCCAAGAGGUUGCUUGUCUAUGAGUUUGUUCCCAAUGACACCCUCGAAUUCCACCUUCAUGGAAAUGGGCGACCGGUAAUGGAGUGGGGGGUUAGAUUGAGAAUUGCUGUUGGGUCUGCGAAAGGACUUGCUUAUCUCCAUGACGAUUGUGAUCCCAAGAUCCUUCAUCGUGAUAUCAAGGCGUCCAAUAUUCUCGUUGAUCUCAACUUUGAGGCAAAGGUAUCUGACUUUGGAUUGGCCAGAAGUUACAAUGCUGAUGCUUCUGUAACUCACAUUUCCACUCAGGUGGUUGGAACUUUUGGCUACCUAGCUCCAGAAUAUGCAUCCAGUGGCAAAGUAACAGAAAAAUCAGAUGUGUACUCCUACGGUGUCGUGCUUCUGGAGCUUAUAACUGGACGUCCCCCUAUCUGCUUCUCUGAAUCCAUUUCCAGAACAAGCUUGGUUGAAUGGGCUAGACCUCUACUCACCAAAGCUGUGGAAACCAGAAACUUCCAAUCCCUAGUCGAUCCACGGCUAGGAACGAACUACGACAACUCCGAGAUGACUCGAAUGGUUUCUUGUGCCGCUGCGUGCGUUCGACAUUCAGCGUGGCUUCGUCCUCGGAUGAGCCAGGUAGUUCAUGCCCUGGAAGGAGAUGCACGUGCUGUGAUGAAUCUCGACAAGGGAAACAAGGUUGGACGCAGCGCGUCUUAUGGCUACAGUCCCUGGAAGGGCUCGAACUACUGUUCUGCGCAGUACAAGGAGGAUAUGAAGAGAUUCAACAUUGUGCUGACGAGUGAUCACAGUGGGAUGACAAGUGAUACCACCUCAGAGAGAAGACUGUAGGAGACUUGUUUCGGUUUCCUGAGGAGAAAAGGAUUUGAUCAUUUGCUUCCGACAAAGAGCAAGACUGUGAUCCAUCUUUUUUUUUUUUUGCUUGUUCGAGUUGGAAAUAUAUCGUGUUUGAUGAUAAUUUGGAUAUGAUCCACUCGAUUCAAUCGUUCGUCGCAUGACUCUCAGGGUGUUUUCCUAACUGGUGAGCAAUGUGUAGUUAGGCACGAGUGACUGAGCGAGUCUUUUACUCUGCCUUGUCCUGUCUCUAUUCGUUCUAAUUCAAUUCUCUUCUGUAUUUUUUCUUUCAUCUUGUAUUUUGUUUUCCUUUCAUCCUUCAGUUUUUAUUAUUCAUGUAAACUUCGAAUCGUUGUAUUGUAUUCAUGUUAAAAUGGGACUUGCGAUUAACACAUCACAACUAUUGGUAUUGAAGUGCUUGCUAGUGCUUUUUAUCAUUUUCAGAACCCAUUCUUUCAUGCAAAAAGACUAGAAGAAUGUAACUAUUAACUCGACUUGGUGGAGUCCAAGUCCGCGGUGAUGUGGGCAAACCGAGUCUAGUUGGCGAUGACAUGUCGUCCAGGUGGAAGCCACGUCACUUGGUGAUGAUGGCGUUCGUGAUGACAUUAACGGUUGUAAAGGAAAUGACUAUAGUUGACAAUAAAAUCGGCUAUAUUUGUCACAACGCGAAUAGUUAUAGCUAUGGAAUUUUAUUUUGCCUAAUUUUGAAAUACAAAAUGUACCAAUUUUAUCAUUGUGUCACACGGCUUAUUGAUACAACAUAUUGGUACGGUAUUAUAAACGUCAAUUUUUAUUAUCUUGCGCGUAGAAUAAUUUUACAACCUACUUUAUGAGCCAGACGUCUAUGAACCGAUUUCGAUUGUUAUGUAGAUUUUUUCAAGUAUUGAUUUCUAAUAAGAUUCGCUCAAGAAAUCAUUGCUUGGAACUUUUGAUGUGUAUUCACACGUCCUUUUGAAUCCGGGAUAUAUCCAGUAUUUCCACUUUUAUAUAUACAAAUGUGAUUAGAUUAUAGACAUACAUGUAUUUAUCUUUUUCAAUUAAUAAUAACAAAUAUCAUUCUUUUAGUCGUCACUAUAAUAGUUUAGCUAGGUAAUUUCGUCAAUAUAUUACCAUUUUCGAC
Molecule: messenger RNA, 4047 nt
Organism: Linum trigynum
Lineage: Eukaryota; Viridiplantae; Streptophyta; Magnoliopsida; Malpighiales; Linaceae
Source: the annotation of a GenBank genome assembly